Prorocentrum cordatum is the source of this 1522-nucleotide messenger RNA. Lineage: Eukaryota; Dinophyceae; Prorocentrales; Prorocentraceae. The record is from the annotation of a GenBank genome assembly.
UUCCCAUCGCACGCAGGGGAACUUGCGCUGCUUCUGCCCAAUGUUCGACUAUUCCUGGUUGACUCCUUCUUCCCUCUUAUCGACCCCCUCUGCCUUUCUAUGUAUUGUGUGCCUUCGUAGCCGUCUCUGCUCAAGCAGUCUGAUGAUUCAAGCAGCGACCUGAUUCAAUAGCAAACCGCUGCAGUUGACGAUGCUGGACAAUUCGGGCAACGAGUCCUUCGAAUCUUUCGAGGAGACUGAGGGUGAUGAAACCAGCAGUAUUCAGCCCCUAGAUAGUAGCACGAUGGAAGUGUUCGGAGCACGCGAAAACAGCAGAGUGACGAUUGUGCGCACAAGCAAUGCGAACAGCAGAGAUUCGUAUGUUAUUGAGGAUUACACGGAUCUGCAGAACGAUGACUUGAUACAUGUGGUGAGCAGCAUGGAUAUGAACGUUGACCCCUGGCAAUUGAAAUUGAGAGCUUGGAUGCGUGAAGGUCACUGGACCAUGCAGUGCAUUGCACUUUGGGCUUCAGCAUUUCUGACACAUUCCUACGCCUACCAAGGUCCGAAGGUUGGUGGCAACUUGGCACAAGCCACCGUAGUCUGUCUCUGCGGCUUGGCUAUGCCUGAGUACGCAGCGCCUUGUGCGGUGGGCGCCUACACUGGGAUUGUUUCCGAGUUGCUCGCCCCUGAGAUGUCAUGGUUUGCUUUUCUUUGUUUGGUGACCUGCAUAGUUUGGCGACUGGUGUCCCACUUUAAAAUAUUUGUUGGUUUGGGUGGUCGUCUCGGCUUCACAGCUUUUUGCUCAUGCCACUUUGUGCAGAUUGCUGUGCUCAUGCCUUUGGGGGUCGUGGAAAACAGUGAUCAUAACAUGCUGGUCAAGAUCAUAUUCUUCGGGCGCCAAGAGACUUGGUCGUACGAAUAUUGUCGCUGGGAUGUGCAUUUGAUUUCUCUAGGUUUCUGCGUCCUGGGCGCUGUCAACUCAAGGUUCCUUCGCCAACUUGGGAACGCAUUAGAGAAUCCAGUUGUUGGAGCGACGUCCGGAUCGCUGCUUUGCUUUGUCAUAUUUUCAGUCAGCAGUUGGAGCUCUGCAGACGUGGCUAUGAAUGGUUACGCAGUUGGUUCAUUUGUAGGUAUGGCAUCAUUCGAGAUGUUUCCGUCAUCUUUGAGCUUCGCUUUAGGGGGAUUAUUGGCUGGAGGGUUUAUUCCCUUGCUCGAACCCUUGUACACGGGAUGGAGUGGCAAGCAGGGUUUCUGUGCGCUGAUGGGAUGCAGCACAUUCUUGGUUAUGCGGCGGCUGCUGAGCAAGUGCACAAAGCUUCAAACCGACACAUGAGAAUGAUGACCGCAGCAUUUGAUAGAGUACUUCAGUACCUCACUCCCCCAGCAGUGCUUGCACUGACGGGUUCUGACCUGCCUUGCCUAAGGAAGUUGAUGGCUGUGCCGAGGCGUUCGUGGGCAAUGUGAAACACAACAAAGUUUGCACCACGUAAUUAGCUUGCACCGCAUAUUUUGUACAUGCAUUGCACCACAUAGCUUUCCU